AUGGGUGGAAAUUGCACAUGCGUUGGUGACGAAGCUGUUCACCGCGUAUUGAUGUUAGGUCUGAAAUCAGCAGGUAAAUCGACGAUACUCAAUAUUAUUAAAGAAGAUCAGCAAAUUCGGACAUUUCAAGUUAAUGAUUUUAAUACUCAAACUAUCAAAUGGGAAGACUAUGAACUUGUUACAUGGGACCUUGGUUCUGCUGAAAAGCAAAGGCCUCUUUGGCGUCAUUAUUAUGAUGGAAGUGUUGCCGUAAUUUUUGUUGUAGACUGCUCUGAUAAGGAGAAAAUUCAAUUAGCGAAAACCGAAAUACACAAAAUUGCAGCAGUUCCGGAAUUAACGAAUUGUCCAAUUUUAUUUUUAGCCAAUAAGCAGGAUGUUGAUGGAGCAAUUGAUCAAGAAGAAUUGGAAAAGCUCAUUGAUGCCGGCGGUACUAAACAUCUUACUUAUUCUGUCAUGCCAUGUUCAGCAACAACGAACAAAGGCAUUGAAGAAGCAUUUGAUUGGUUACUUAGUAAGAUAAAGGAACACAUCAAAUAA
Molecule: messenger RNA, 537 nt
Organism: Trichomonas vaginalis G3
Lineage: Eukaryota; Parabasalia; Trichomonadida; Trichomonadidae
Product: small GTPase superfamily, Arf family
Exons: 1
Coding region: 1-537 (178 amino acids)
Biological process (GO): vesicle-mediated transport; intracellular protein transport
Cellular component (GO): cytoplasm
Molecular function (GO): GTPase activity; GTP binding
Source: RefSeq, a predicted model, not a curated record